CCAAUGGGAGCGACGGCGCCCUGCUCGUGCUGCUUUCGCGGCAAAAAGGAUUUGGCGCGCAAACGUGUGCGGGGCCGGGACCAGCUGGGAACAAUAACAGUGCCUGGAGCGGAGCGGAGGGGACCGGCCGGGCGCGGGAGAGAAGGGCGAGAGGAGCCCGACUCCGCGCGGGGCCACGACAGAGCCGAGCGGGGCAGGGCAGGGCGGCUGGGAAGUCGGCGCUGACCGGCCGAGCGUAGGCGGAAGGGAGCCCUGUUGUGUGCCGUAGCGCCCUUCCCUUCCCCGCGGAGACCCGCGCCUCCGUGGGGGCCUCGCAGAUGACCCGGAAAGCAGCCUCGGCGCCCUCCGCUCUCGGCCUGGCCGCCGCCUCCUCUCCGCUCGCGGCCCUGGCCGGCUGCAACUCCGCGGGACACCAUUUCCCGGGCCUCUGCCCUUAAAGGAGGAUGGGGCGUGUUCCUGGCUCCCGGCCCCUGCCAUCCAGCGUCUCCCUGCACCCCCGCGGCCAGGACGGUGGCACCGGUCCGCUGAUACGGCUCUGAUUCCCAGGAAGGGGGAAUCAAGACGGCGGGGUGGGGUGGGGGUGGGGGAAGAGGGAUCCUCCGGAUUUCCUGCGGUGCAUGGGGGAAGGGAGGCAGAGGAGCGAGCAGGAUCAGGCCUUCCCCCCCCCUUCCCUCCUACCCAUCCCACCCAGUCUCCUCCGAGGCAUAUGAGUGCCAGCGUUUUGUAUCAUGUCUCUGGAGGGCCUGGGGGUGACCCAGAAUGUGGCGGACCUGGAAGCCCUCUUGAGGGGCGCGGAAGCCAUCCAUGUGAUGGAGCAGCAGAUCGUGAUCAUUUCCACCCCAGACCAGCUCUCCGCGUCCGGAGGAGAGAACGACGCCGAACUGCUGCUGUUUGCCACUCCGCAGCCCGCCAGAUUGGAAACGGCAACGCAGAGGCCUGCUCUGGAGCGCCCGCCGGUAAAACGGAAGCUGAACUUGGAGACUGACCACCAGUACAUUGCAGAGAGUGUUCAUGCAGCCCGAGGAAAAGCGAAAAACCCUGUCAAAGGGGUGAAGUCUCCUGGAGAGAAAUCCCGCUAUGAAACCUCCCUGAAUCUGACCACCAAACGUUUUCUGGAGCUGCUGAGCCAAUCGCCUGAUGGUGUUGUGGAUCUCAACUGGGCUGCAGAGGUGCUGAAGGUGCAGAAGAGGCGGAUCUAUGACAUCACAAAUGUCCUGGAAGGUAUCCAGCUGAUCACCAAGAAGUCCAAGAACCAUAUCCAGUGGUUGGGGAGCCGGACUGCUGUGGGGAGUGCCGGCAAGAGCCUGGGGUUGGUGAAGGAACUCCAGGAUCUUCAGGCAGCCGAACAGCAACUGGACAGCCUCAUCCAGAUGUGUACUACUCAGUUCAAGCAUCUCACGGAGGACCCAGAAAACAAACACUCAGCUUACGUGACGUGCCAAGAUCUGCGCAGCAUCGCAGACCCGUCUGAGCAGCUGGUGAUGGUGAUCAAAGCCCCCCAGGAGACGCAGAUGCAAGUCUCUGACCCGGCGGAGGCUUUCCAAAUUGCUGUGAAGAGCACCCAGGGCCCAAUAGAUGUGUUCCUGUGCCCAGAGGAGAGUUCUGGAGUCUGCAGCCCCACCAAGAGUCCAUUGAAGGUGGCUUCCAGGGAACCUUCUCCAGGGUCUUCGCAAGCAGCAGCAGCAGCAGCUCCUGCACUUCUGCGUCCCUCCCAGGAAAUGAACUCGCCAUUGCUGAGUGCAGACCAAGAGCCCCUGUUGUCUAGGGAGAGCGCACUGCCACUGAAGUGCCCUGCGGAUGACGUGAAUCUCUCGCCACUGGCAUCCGUGGAUGCUUUGCUCCAGCCGGGCAAGGAGGACUUCUCAAGCUUCCUACCUGCCGAAUUCAUUGCGCUUUCGCCGACCCAGGACUAUCACUUUGGGCUUGAGGAGGGCGAAGGCAUCAGCGAGCUCUUUGACUGUGAUUUCGGAGACUUGACUUCCUUGGAUUUCUGAGCAUCCUCAGGUGGGGUGGGGUAGGGAGCGCCACUCAGCCGGCCCUGCCCCACCAUGGGGCAUCCUCUCAGAGCUGACGUCUGAAUGUAAUCGCAAGGCCAGCUGCAGCCUCCUCGGCCGGUGUGCUGUGGAGAGGACUCCAGGGAAGGAAACAGAAGGCAGCAGUAGUUCUUGGCUGCCUGUUGCCAGCCACCUCGCUGCGAUUGAAGAAGGCGGCUGUGGAGCUAAUGGCUGCUGUGAAUGUUGCAGGCCCCUUUCUGUGGCCUUUCAGUGGGCCCGCUGCGUCCAGGCCCAUAGUAGUAGUGUCCAGGGCCAUCUUGAUUCUCUGGUGCCAUGUUUUGACUCUAUAGGGGCAGUCCUAGUAGUUAAUGCUGUUGUCCUAACAACAGCUAACUUAACUCUCGCUCAACCACUCCUUUGCCCAAGUCCUCACUUUAAACCGAAUUUUGCUGUGCGCAAACCACCCCACCCUGUGCCAGCUGUUUAUCGCUCCUUACUGUGAGCAAUUUCCUCUCUUGCCUUUGGAAACCGUGACUGUCAGAAGAGUUUCUGAGAACACGCGCUCCUCCCUCCCUUCUGUCAGCAAAGUCUCCUCUGGGGUGUAGGGCAGUAAUGGCCUGGAUAUUCAUUGUGAGAGGGGCACCUCUCUCUGCCAGCCAGCUGGGGGGGGGGGAGGCAAGAACAAUACUUCUAAGUAAUAAUUGGUGAUAACCUGACACCCCAUUGUCCUACAGACCAGGUCGUUCUGGUUGGCUGGCAUUGAGAGAUCAACAAUUUGCAGUUUGAGGAUCAGAGGUGACCCGGGGGGGGGGGUCUUUUUGCCAGCAAGGUGUAAACCUGAGAUUUGUAAUCCUGUAGUGAAAUAAUGGCCAUUUUGAGGAAAGUGUGUAGAAUUGUGGAGGAUGGUGCUGAGGGAACCUUCCAGUAAAAAAUUUUUUUUGUGUGUGGGAAGGGGAGCUGCUCAAAGCUAGUGAAACAAAAUAGAUAAACAGAUGUGCCUGAAGAGUUGCUUCUCCCCCAUAGUUGUUUUAUAUAUAUAUAUACUGGUUGCAAAAGAGAAGUGAAUAUAAGGAAGCCAGGAAUGAUGGGCUGAGUUGUUUCUGGAUAUUAGCCUGGGGCAUGAGGUCCUACUCAUGAUAAAGCUUUAAGGAGGAUUCUAUAUAGAUUAUUUAUUUAUUUUGGGCUCCCCCCACCUCACCUUUUUUAUUUUUGCAAGGCCUUUGAGUCUCCCCACCUUUGUGUGUGGAAGAAGUUCAUUUCUGGGGAUGGGUUCGGUGUGACUUUUUUUUUUUUUAAGAAGUAGGCUAGAUGGCCAUAGAAUUUAGCUGUCCUUCUCUUUUGAUGAGCAGAAGGCAGGAGGGGACAGUGAUUAAGGUGAGGUCAGCCAAGAAUGUUUUGCUUCAUCAGGAGGGUAGCAAAAUACGGCUCGCUAGUCUCCAGAAAGGCAAGGAAUUCUGUUUUCUGACUGGUGGUGCAGAUGAUAAUGUAAAGCCGUAUAUGACAAAUGCCUUUCUUUCUUUCUUUUUUGCUUGGAGACCUGUUUGACCCUCCCCUGCGAAGCAAAAGGCGUGAAUACUGAUUGCCUUCAGUCUGUGCACUGCCCAAACACCCCCCCUUCCCCCUGUGCUAAGCACUAUGGGAUUUUUCUCCAGAAAUCAUGAAUUCAUAUUAUUUAUUUAUUAUUUAUGUGGGCUCCAUCCAGUGUUUCUGGAAGGAUAAAGGGCAAGUUAAGAGGAGAUUGCAUGAAGUGGAACUCUGCCUGUCCAGGCAUGCAGGGAAAGAGGCCAUAUUGUAUCCCGGUAGAAUAGCUAGCCUAGCAAAAUGUGGAAUGGAGGAAGAGAGUUUGAGAAAUGAGUAGCCGGCGUGUUGUAGAUGAGGUCCGGUAGGACGAGGUUUCUCUUGUGUCCCAUCCCUGUGGUGGGAGGUGUGACUGGUCAAUAUUGUUGUGCCGAAAUGCUAUUUAUUGGUAGAAAUAUGAACAGCAGGUUCAUCUUGUACAGGAAUACUCCGUGUUAAGGGUGUUGAGGAAGAAGGGGAGAGAGAGAGAGACAUACAGCAUUAGUUAUAGGAGUCUGAGGAACAUCUUGGGCUUGUCCAUUUUGGUAAGUACCUUCAGUUGUUGGGAAGCUAGGAUAAAUCAAGUGAAACCUUUAAAAAGGUGGGAAUGUUGCCGACUGAAUAGCAUAUGACAAGGCAGCUCUCGGUGUUGUCCCUUAGGUGCCUUCCUUUUUCAUUAGCCUAGCAAAUUUCAAUUACUAGGACUCACCAAAGUGUUCCCCUGCUUCAUAAGGGUCCCUUGCUUCCCACAAAAGGCAGCUGGGUGUGUGGGGUGUGUUUGUGUGCAAAGCUUUAUUACUCAGCAACGUGGUGCCUGUAGGCAGCCUUUGUGGUGUCAGUACAUUUGUGGAACAGUCCUAUCCAUUUGGGCUAAUUUUAUAAGAAAAAGAAACUGUGUGUGCCUGUUAGAAUGAGAGGGCUAUGGACCCUGUUAUGCAUCGUGGCACUGGGUCGCACAUAGCCUUAAACCAUACUGGAAGUUCUUCUGCUGUCCGAGUAAGAACAAUGCCUUUUUGAAUUAGGCUUUUCCUGGCUUUCAUAUACAGAAAGGGUCUUUAGCCCUCUUUAGGUGUUUGGGUGAGAGGAUUUAGGUCACAUUCACGCCAUGUACUAUGAUACCACUUUGCAGAGUCAUGGCUUCCCGCAAAGAAUUCUGGGAGCUGUUUAAAGUUACUGAGGAGUUAAGAGAGCCACCUUAUUCCCCUCCCACUACUACAAUUCACAGAGCCCCCUGUGAAGAGGGAUUGAGUGUUAAACCCCACUCUGAGAACUGUAGCUGUGUGAGGGUGAUAGGGAUCGCCUAGCAACUCUCAGCACCCUUAACAAACUGCAGCUCCCAGAAUUCUUUGCGGGAAGCCAUGACGGUUUAAAGUGCAUUAAAUGUAUGGUGUGAAUCUGGCCUUAAGCUCUGUAGGGGCUGUGCGUGUUGGUCUUCCAGCUAUCGUGCAUUCAGAGUGAAGGCGUGCAGGGAUUCUAACAGUGGGAUGUAGUUCAAAUACCUUCCAUUGUAUUCCUGAUUGCCCAGAGUUCCCAGUUGCCUAGAGGGUUGUAGCUGUGUCCUACUGAACAUGGUUAGAAUCCCCCCUCAGGCCCUCUGUGCAAAAAUGCACAAAGAAUAGAUGAGGAAGGGGCAGAGGCAACUCUGCAGAGUAUGAGUUCUUGGAAGUUCAUCCACAUGCCUGAAGAUCCCUUUGUUGGAAUCAGACAGCCAGUGAUUUUAUAAAGGUAGAGACUAGGCUGAUGACUUUUUUACAACCUCAUUUCCCUGUAUCAUAAUUUGAUGAGCUUUCAUUAAAGAUUAGAUAAAAUCUUACUUUCAAAGAGAUUUGAUUUUAAAAAAAACCUCACGCACAAAGUGAUUUUUUAAAAAAAUUAUUUUUCAGUUUUUUGACCAUUUUUGAAGUCACUGUAAGCAGAUAUAAAAUUGAACCCAAGAGUCACAUAUAUACAACAUUAUAUAGGGUCAUCAAACACACAAUGAAGCUUUUUUUUUAGCUGCAGUAACAGUAUAGACUCCGCUAGAGGACGAUGUUUUGCUACCUCUCCUGUAGGUUCUUUUCCCAGCAUGUCCGGCAGGGUCUGCUGGCUGAGUUUUGAGGUCCCCAAAAGGAGCUUUUACCUUGCGCAGGUGUGGCAUUUGUAUACCCUAUGUUGCUAAGAACACUCCCCAUUGUGGAAUGUGAUGUUGUGUCCAAAUUUGAUACGAAAUAUAUAUAGAAUUCUUAAUACAAUUUUAUGAAAUGGUAAAAUGGCAUACAAAAAAAUUAAAAACGGUUUGUGCGUAACCUUUUUAAAUAUUUCAAUGGAAUAUACCUCAUUAAUAGGCAAAAGUUCAUCCAUUUGUGCUACAGGAAAUAAUUUUUGAGAAAAAAAAUGAAAAAGUCAUCACCCCAGUGGAGACACAUACUGCCAGUCAGGCAAAUACUAUGCCUGCAACAUGUGUUCUUCCCUCCUAUGGUCACAGACUGUAGGUGACAAUGCAGCUGAAACAACCAAUACUUCAGAGUAACCAUCCUGUGCCGAGGCUCUGUCGUCAUUGCAAACGGAGAAGCAGCUAAGUCUCCUAGCCGUCUGAUCACCUGCAAGUAGGUCCGUCUUGAAGCAAAUAUUAGGAGUUAUCUUUUCCACAGAAAAUACGCACAUAAACACAGACACACGGGUGCCAUGGUGUGUUAUUUUAAAUAUCUACCCUAGGCUGGCCUUAUUUUCUAGUUCAGAUCACAAUUAGCAUUGUAGGACUUUGAUCGCUUUCGCUUGAGCUACUUUCCUGUGCUACAGCUGUCCACAACCUGUCGCCUUCUAGAUGCUUUUGGACUACAACUCCCAUCA
This is a messenger RNA of Zootoca vivipara (common lizard), 6380 nucleotides long. It is a transcript of the gene E2F1, whose product is annotated as E2F transcription factor 1. Gene Ontology annotation, biological process: regulation of transcription by RNA polymerase II. NCBI's taxonomy places the organism in Eukaryota, Metazoa, Chordata, Lepidosauria, Squamata, Lacertidae. The record is from RefSeq and is a predicted model, not a curated record. Gene Ontology annotation, molecular function: DNA-binding transcription factor activity, RNA polymerase II-specific; RNA polymerase II cis-regulatory region sequence-specific DNA binding; protein dimerization activity. Gene Ontology annotation, cellular component: Rb-E2F complex.